This is a messenger RNA of Plectropomus leopardus (leopard coralgrouper), 810 nucleotides long. The record is from RefSeq and is a predicted model, not a curated record. NCBI's taxonomy places the organism in Eukaryota, Metazoa, Chordata, Actinopteri, Perciformes, Serranidae.
CCCCCCCCCCCCCCCCCCCCCCCCCCCCCCCCCCCCCCCCCCCCCCCCCCCCCCCCCCCCCCCCCCCCACCCCCCCCCCCCCCCCCCCCCCCCCCCCCCCCCCCCCCCCACCCCCCCCCCCCCCCCCCCCCCCCCCCCCCCCCCCCCCCCCCCCCCCCCCCCCCCCCCCCCCCCCCCCCCCCCCCCCCCCCCCCCCCCCCCCCCCCCCCCCCCCCCCCCCCCCCCCCCCCCCCCCCCCCCCCCCCCCCCCCCCCCCCCCCCCCCCCCCCCCCCCCCCCCCCCCCCCCCCCCCCCCCCCCCCCCCCCCCCCCCCCCCCCCCCCCCCCCCCCCCCCCCCCCCCCCCCCCCCCCCCCCCCCCCCCCCCCCCCCCCCCCCCCCCCCCCCCCCCCCCCCCCCCCCCCCCCCCCCCCCCCCCCCCCCCCCCCCCAACCCCCCACCCCCCCCCCCCCCCCCCACCCCCCAACCCCCCCCCCCCCCCCCCCCCCCCCCCCCCCCCCCCCCCCCCCCCCCCCCCCCCCCCCCCCCCCCCCCCCCCCAACCCCCCAAAACCCCCCCCCCCCCCCCCCCCCCCCCAACCCCCCCCCCCCCCCCCCCCCCCCCCCCCCCCCCCCCCCCCCCCCCCCCCCCCCCCCCCCCCCACCCCCCCCCCCCCCCCCCCCCCCCCCCCCCCCCCCCCCCCCCCCCCCCCCCCCCCCCCCCCCCCCCCCCCCCCCCCCCCCCCCCCCCCCCCCCCCCCCCCCCCCCCCCCCCCCCCCCCCCCCCCCCCCCCCCCCCCCCCCCCCCCCCCCCCCCCCCCCCACCCCCCCCCC